This is a messenger RNA of Brassica rapa (field mustard), 5192 nucleotides long. RefSeq names its product transcriptional regulator TAC1. The record is from RefSeq and is a predicted model, not a curated record. Lineage: Eukaryota; Viridiplantae; Streptophyta; Magnoliopsida; Brassicales; Brassicaceae.
AUCUUUUGUACGUAGAUGAGUAUACAUGCCCUACGAAUCCAUAUGCUGGAAAGAGAAGAAGAAAAAUGCAAAUGUCUAACAAGUGAUAGGCGUUUUUUUUUUGUUUGGUUCAAACGUUUGAUUGUUAUUAAAUUAACUGAUUCCUGACCCAAAAAGAACAAUAAGUUUUUUUGCAAGAGUAUUACCAAAACGAUGGCCUUUCUUGGAACAAAGACAAAAAACAUGUUUAUCAAAGUCAAGAAAAAGAACCAGGAUAUCGUUUUUCUCCAUGUGGAACUCUUUGAAUUGAGUUUUUCUAUUGAUUACUUUGAUUAAUCAUCGGAAUAAAAAUUAGAAGGAAAAAAUAACUUCUUUAUUAACUAGGAAUGUCUGCCCAGGUCAGGCCCGAAAUUAAAUUGUUAGAAUAAACAAUAUAAGCCCAUACAUGUGACUAAUAAUGAGUUAACGCAACACAAACACAUUAACGUUUUCUUAAGAAGUUUUUCAGUAUAAAGUUUCGUAAAAUUACUGUGCGUACCGUCAUGAAUUUAUAUUUGCAGUAAGCGAGAGAAUAUAUAUAUAUAUAUAGCUUAUGUAUCCGGUGAAUUUUUCAUAAUUAACUUUUUAUAUCUCCAAUAAUUAAGUUUAUAUUUCCAAAAACUUAUCUUUUGAUAAACCUUAUUGGCCGAUCUGGUCGGCUUCGAGAUGAACGGGUUUAGUGCUAUAAAAUGGACUGAUUACUACAUUGCCUGAUCCGAGUUUGGAAAUAGAAUACCUUCCGACUAAUGAUAGGGGGUGAACCGAUCAUCUGUUACGAUACACCAUGUAAAUCACUUGGGCCGAAACUCAAACCCAAACUGGUCAAGUGAUGAUAAUUUAAUUCAUAGAGAAAAUCAAACUCAUGAUUGAUGUGGAUACACACCAAACCCCAAAGAUUACUACUAAGCUACCACCACUUAAUUCCCAAAAACUUCUUUGUAUAGUAGUGAUCAUAUUAUAUAUAGUAAAUGAUGUUUUCGUGAGAAACUUAUAAUGAACUCCUUUAUAUCUGAAAGUUUCAUGAUAUUGUUUUGUAUGGUAUUGCCGUGUUGGUCAUAUAUAUAUUUGGAAAGUAUGCUGGAAACGUCUUCGACACUUCUUUUUGCGUUACAGAUAAAGGACAUGUGAAUCUCCAACAUUUAAAAGUCGGUAAAGAAAUAUUCAAAUUAUAAUUCUUCUUAGAAACUAUAGCCCUGGACACGUUCUACCCAUAGGGUUAAAAUAAGCUCAUAGAGAUUGUAAUGUUUGUCUAUAUCAAAUAAUUGUUGGAUAAGUCCAAGACAAUAAUGCAGAAUUGUUCUUUAGUUUUUUGCUCAAGGAAACUAUGCGACAUACGACUUAAUACUUUUUCCUCUUUAACCACUUCAAAAGUUAGUAACAAUGUUUAAGUUAACAAGUUAACUAAGCAACUGUCGUCAUCAUUUAGCGUAUAUGAGCGAGAGCUAUGUUGUCGGCUUAUUGUUAAAUGACUUUACUAAGAUGAAAGUCGAUGAGAAAUUCAUUAAAAUUAUACUUGUGUACUUGACUUUCGAAUACUGUAUGUCUCUAAUGACACUGAUUAAACAAAUUUGUAAAACAUAAUUGUCGUCGACUCUCCGCUCAUACGUGUGUAUAUAUGUUUUCUCAGAAGACAUUGUUUAUCUAGACAUCACACAUUUGUUGACAUUUGCAUUUUGCAUUUAUUCUAAGUAAUAUAGAGUGUCAUUUUAAUAAAUUUGAAUUGGCAAGUGUUUCUAAUUAAAAAAUUCAUUUCAUUUUACACACAUAUAUUACCAAAUUUGAACUCGAAUUAUUUUUAUAUAUUUAUGAAUAAUAGAGUGUUUAUUGUCGGCUAAAUUAAAGCUAAAAAUGUAAAACUCUAAACCAAUAAAAUAACUAAUCAUCAUAUAUAUAAUUAAGCUAAUCUUUACAUAAUGUCGGUUAAGCAAGACAAAGUCGGCUCUGACUUUUAUAUAACAAUGUAUAUUAACGUUGAUCGAGCAUCACCUUCUGAUUUAUCAAAUUCACAUCUUUUCACAAAUUAAAACACAUCCUUUACACUCUUUUUUUUAAUAUUCUCCUCGAUCACAUAUACAACAAUGAGCCGAAAAUACUCGGAUCGUCGAUCAUAUUCAUGGUCUGGACAAGCAAGACCAUACAUAUGCGAUUUUUGCGAGAGAGGUUUCUCCAACGCACAAGCUUUAGGAGGGCACAUGAACAUCCACAGAAAAGACAGGGCAAAGCUGCGACAAGCGAACUUAAAAGAAGAUGAUCGUGAAGACUCCACGUGCACCACUUCGAGAAAUCGGCUCGAGCAAGAUCUGAUUGAAUUGCCUUUCUUCGUUGAUACGGUCAGUUCAUCAACAAAACAAGACAAAAAUACAAGUGGAGACUAUUUGAGAGAUGAAGAAGAGAAGAAAAUGAGGAUGCUUCAAAAAGCUUUGUCUCAAAGUGCAGAAGUGAUAGAUCUUGAGCUUCGUCUAGGACUAGAUCCUUAUAAGAAAUCACCAAGUACGUAAUUAUAUAUGUGAUUAUUAUAAUCACCAAGUAUAUAUGUAAUCAUGAAUAGUUAGAAUUUGUUUUGUUCGUUUGAUUAUUUAUUGAUGUGUUAAUAUUACAAUAAAACUAACAUUAUAUACGUAAUAGUUUCUGAUUUUUAUGCGUUUUUAUCAUUAUUAUGUUAUCACAAUGCUUUUUUUUUUGUUAAAGGGUUUGUUAUCAUAUUAUACGAAAUAAACUUACUGAUUAAAUCCAAACCUGAAUUCGUAACUUAGUGAUUCAUAUCAUUAGUUUGUAAUAGUAUCUGAUUUUAUGCGUUUUUAUCACAUUUGCUGCUUUGUCUAAGUUCAUAUUUAUUCGCCUGAAUUCGCAAUAUAGUUUCUAAAUUAAUAGAAAUCAUCAACUUAGUGAUUAAACCCAAAUAAAAUCAAAACCAAUCAGAACAAAUAUAUAAAAAGUAUUUUCUUAUAUAUUUAUAAUUAAUAUAGUGAUUAUUAUGGACUAGGUAUGUUAGUGUUUUAAUACAAAAGUUUACAAUGUCAACGUAAAAUCAUCAUCGCACGACAAUAAUCACAUUACGUUAUCCCUAUAUUUGUCGACUGUUGAGAAGAGUCGGCGGUUCUGACUUUAAAUACUUAAAUCAUUAUCACAUUCACAUUAUAUAUAGUUUUAUAUUGCUAACCACAUUCAGUAUCUAAACAUUACCUUGUGAUCUAUAAAUUUGACAUCUCUUCACAUAUUUAAACACUUUAAUUUUCAUAAUUUGUUUAUAUAUCCUCUUAAUCAUAUUAGAAAUGAAUAGAAAAUACAUGGAUCGUCGAUCAUAUUCAUGGUCUGGACAAGAAAGACUAUACUUAUUCUAUUUCUGCUAGAGAGCUAGCUUCUCAUUACACAAGCUUAAGGAGGGCACAUGAACAUCACAAUUCACAUAUAUAACGUUGCAUUAUAAUAAAUGUAUGUGUGUCCAGGGCGGACCCAGGUAAAGCUUGGGUGUGGCAUGCGCCCCAUGCUGUUUUUUUUUCAAUAAAUAACCUACAAUUUAUGUAAAUGCCCACGUUCUAAAUAUGUUUUACACUAUGUACCCCCAUACUAAUUUAGUUGCUGGAUCCGCCGUGUGUGUGUCAAGUGUAUAUGUGUAUGAGAAGAAAAAUACACACUGAUGCAGAGAGAGCAUGAGUAUGAUGAUGAGAACUAGCUGCGGUGAUUUCAUGGUUUGGUGAAGCAUUAACUACUUAGGGUUUCUUACGAACACAAAAGCGUUUAUAUAGAGACCAACAAUGUGAGUCUAAUUAAGGCGUGAUGUAGCUCUGAAGUUUAAAUGAUCGAUAUUUAUCUACGACAAAUUUAAGAAAAAGGAUGAUUCGAUGUAAAUACUUAGAGUGGAAAAUAUGGAAAUUAGGAACGAGGUAGCAAAAGUUUCUAAAAUUAAAACUUUUGAGAAGCUCUCUAGAUACUAUGGUAGGUAAACACAUGUUAAUAUGUGACUAUUUUAAUUUUCUUUUAAAUAUUAAAAUUUAAUUACGUAAUUAAAAUAUUAGUUUCUUCUUAGUUUUUUUUUGUAAACACACUUGCGUUAAAAUUUCUAACUUAAGUUACGUGGAGCCACUAAAGCCAGUUCAACAAAAAAAGAUCUGUUUUGCUAAUACAUCUGCAUCUACAUUUUUCUCACCGGAGAUACAUUCAAGGGAUGGAGAUAGAUAGGUUAUGCAGGAAAAAGGGUUUUGCCUCAGCCCCCUACGAAAUAUAAAUAUUUUGGGACCCCUAAUUCCUAAAGUUUCAUUGAGGUGUAGCGGUUGCGUGAGGUAUGUAUGGACUCAUGAACGUGAAGUUCGACCAUUCCCUAUUUUAGAUUUGUUUUUUUCUUUAGAAUUAGGCUUCCUAUAAAUAAAAAUAUUAUGUUACAAUACUGUUGUUUUAAAAUUUUCCUUGAGCCCCACUUACCCUAGGUACGCCACUGAGCUUAUGUCAGCCAAACCAGCUAGGGAAGCUUCUGUUUUGAGAGCCUUGAUCAGAAUGUCCGAGUGAUCCGCAUCUGAUUUUUGGUAGUCCAAGUUCUCUACAUUUGAAAAUAUGCAAUUAACUUUUUUUCUAUUUUAAAUGAGUUACAUGACAAUAUUCUUAACGUUUGUAUCUGCAGAGAUCCUAAAAACUUCUCAAAUGAGAACCAAGAACCUUUUUUUCCUCAGUUUUCUUUUUUCAAAUUUUUAUUUGCUAGAUACCUUUUUUACCACUCUUAGAGAUGCUCUAAAGAGGUAACCAAAUAAAUGCUAAUAAUGACCCAGAGAAAUUGGGGCUCACCAACACCAUCUAUAUUGGUUCAUUUUCUCUCUUUUAUGUGAUCCACUUUUCAAAUAUUUUCUGAUUAGUUAUGCUAUUAUAAAUUAUCAUAAUAUAAUGUAGACGAUUUUUCGGUCGAUAAUAUUAUAUGUCUCAUGAUGAUUUGCAUAUGACGGUAUUUUUUACAUCAUGUUAAAAUCUCAUAUAAACAUUUUUACUAAUUUAUUCAUUUAUUCUAAGAUCCGAAAAUCAGAUUUUUUAUCAUUAAUAAAUUCAUAGUUAAUUCUUAAUAAAAAAAGGCUUCAACUAGGGGUGGGAUGGAUCCGGAUAUCUGAAUCCAUGAUUUUAGUAUUCAGAUCCGGAUCACUGUCUUCUAGAUAUCCGUCUAAAUAUUAUAUUACCCGUGAGUAUCCAGAUCC